ACUUUGGGAAGCCAAUUGCCGAAGCUUUCGUCGGCAAAAGAAACUUGCGACUGCAACUUGUCAUUUCGCUAACAUCGAGCCUGUCGCAAUUUAAGGUGGUGUCAUCGGUGAAGGUAGCUUUUGAGUACAAUACCAUGUACUAGGUCAUUGUACAUCAUAAUCAGUGAUAAAACAAAAAUUAUACGUCUAUUUGCGCAAUGUUGCGUUCGAUUGGGAUAAUUGCCGUGAGGCACUGCCCGGUUAAAAAAUCAAGGGCGUUACACACAACCAAGCUCAAUCCAGUUGACAUUUCAGUCAGUGUGCAGGAUCCAGAAAAAGUGCAAGCCGCCCCUCCCAGUCUUGGACGAGCUCUGUACUUGGAUGCUCAAGCUACGACUCCUAUGGACCCCAGAGUCCUUGACAAAAUGAUGCCUUAUUUGACAAGCUAUCAAGGCAAUCCUCAUUCAAGAACUCACAUGUACGGUUGGGAAUCAGAAGCUGCCGUGGAUCAUGCUAGGCAGCAAAUCGCAGACUUGAUAGGAGCCAAUCCUAAGGAAAUUAUUUUUACUUCUGGUGCAACUGAAUGCAACAAUAUAGCUAUCAAAGGUGUAGCCAAAUUCUAUAAAGACAAGAAAAAGCACAUUAUUACAACACAAACAGAGCACAAAUGUGUACUAGAUUCUUGUAGAUACUUACAAGGAGAAGAUUUCAAAGUUACCUAUCUACCAGUUAUGUCUAAUGGCCUUAUUAAUUUAGAAGAGCUUGAAGCUGCUAUGACUCCAGAAACAUCAAUAGUUUCAGUAAUGACAGUCAAUAAUGAAAUAGGAGUUCGGCAACCAAUUGAAGAAAUAGGUCGCUUAUGCAGAGAAAAGAAAAUUUUUUUCCACACAGAUGCUGCUCAGGCUAUUGGUAAAAUUCCAAUUGAUGUCAAUAAAAUGAAUAUAGACUUGAUGUCUAUAAGUGGUCAUAAAAUUUAUGGACCUAAAGGUGUAGGAGCACUUUAUGUAAGAAGGAGGCCAAGAGUUCGAUUAGAACCUUUGCAAAGUGGAGGUGGUCAAGAAAGAGGAAUGAGAAGUGGUACCAUACCUGCUCCAUUAGCAAUUGGCCUUGGGGCCGCUUGUGAAAUAGCUAAUAAUGAAAUGGCAUAUGAUCAUGAAUAUAUUACAAAACUCAGUAAUCGCCUUAUCGAUGGAAUAACAAGUCAAUUAACUCACGUCAUUCGCAAUGGUGAUCCUACUUAUUGGUAUCCUGGAUGCGUAAAUCUUUCAUUUGCAUAUGUAGAAGGAGAAUCAUUACUUAUGGCUUUGAAGGAUAUUGCUCUUAGCAGUGGUUCAGCUUGUACAAGUGCUAGCUUAGAACCAAGCUAUGUUUUAAGAGCAAUUGGAGCAUCGGAAGACUUGGCACAUUCUAGUAUCAGGUUUGGAAUUGGCAGGUUUUCAACGCUGGAAGAAAUUGAAUAUACAGUUGUUAAUACUGUCAGGCAUGUAAAUCGGUUGAGAGAAAUGAGUCCACUGUGGGAAAUGGUUCAAGAUGGAAUUGAUUUAAAAACAAUCAAAUGGUCGCAGCACUGAAUUUUAAGAUUGCGCUUGCUAAUAUACUUUUUUAAUUGUAUGUACAUAUCUCUCUGAUUCCAGGACUUUGUUUUUUUAUUAAAAGACUUUUUAAAUUGUAUAGUAGUUAAAUAUUGUUUAGUACUUAAAUAAAGCCUUAUCAAACAAA
This is a messenger RNA of Trichogramma pretiosum, 1698 nucleotides long. It is a transcript of the gene Nfs1, whose product is annotated as probable cysteine desulfurase, mitochondrial. Lineage: Eukaryota; Metazoa; Arthropoda; Insecta; Hymenoptera; Trichogrammatidae. Gene Ontology annotation, cellular component: cytosol; mitochondrion; nucleus. Gene Ontology annotation, biological process: [2Fe-2S] cluster assembly. Bases 198 to 1550 code for a protein of 450 amino acids. Gene Ontology annotation, molecular function: pyridoxal phosphate binding; cysteine desulfurase activity. The record is from RefSeq and is a predicted model, not a curated record. The transcript has 3 exons.